Patella vulgata (common limpet) is the source of this 1248-nucleotide messenger RNA. Its product is annotated as inactive pancreatic lipase-related protein 1. The transcript has 7 exons. The coding region runs from base 32 to 1099 and encodes 355 amino acids. The record is from RefSeq and is a predicted model, not a curated record. Gene Ontology annotation, molecular function: triacylglycerol lipase activity. NCBI's taxonomy places the organism in Eukaryota, Metazoa, Mollusca, Gastropoda, Patellidae. Gene Ontology annotation, biological process: lipid metabolic process.
UUCAACAUUUAUACCAGUUGAAUUAACAAGAAUGGCCACUUUCAGUAUUUUGGGUUGCCUCCUGCUAGCCUUAAGUACACAAGGUCUUUUAUUCAAGUCCAAAGUGUGUUACCAUGAGCUGGGGUGCUUCAUGAAUGCAGAACCAUUCAACAACGCACUGGAUGAACUUCCCGAUUCCCCAAAAGCUGUCAACGCCACUUUAAACCUGUUCACCAGGAAGAACCCCAUCACUAGUCAGUUAUUACGUUACCAGGAUAAAACUACGAUAAGCAACUCUAAUUACAACCCACGCAUGCCAACCAAGAUUCUUGUACACGGCUUUCUUAGCAAUGGACACCAAGAGUACAUGAUUCAGCUGACCAAAAGCUUUUUGGAAAUAGAUGAUAUGAAUAUUAUUGUUGUCGACUGGAGUGACGGUGCUCACAAAUUUUACCCGAAAGCGGUUGCCAAUACUCGAUUAGUAGGAGCCAUUGUGGCAACGUUUGUCAACCUAGUUAAAGACAGCUAUCAGGCGAACCCAGCUUCUUUCCAUGUCAUAGGACAUAGUCUUGGUGCUCAUGUCGCCGGAUACAUUGGCAGUGGAGUUAAAAAUAUAGGCAGAAUAACAGGAUUAGACCCAGCUGGACCAUUAUUUGAUGGAACUGAUAAUGAGGUUCAUCUGGACGCUACUGAUGCUACAUUUGUUGACUGUAUUCAUUCAGAUGGUCUACCAUUGUAUGAUUUAGGUCUAGGAACAUCGGAAGCAUGGGGAAAUAUAGAUUUUUACCCAAAUGGAGGUGGUAACCAACCAGGCUGUCCAUUGCCCGCUGAAGGAGCCGCCAAGGAUAUUUUUGCGUUGCACUUUUCCGAAUUAUCAUCAGAUGUAUCGUGUAGCCAUCACCGGUCUAUUAACUACUUUAUCGAGUCUCUCCAAAAUACAACUUGCCAGAUGGCGGGUCAUCCCUGUUCUUCUUAUGAUGAUUAUGUAAAAGGAAAAUGCACCAGCUGUGGUGAUGGUCCAUGUCCAGUUCUUGGUUAUGGCUCUAUUAACAGUCACCGUCAAGGAAAAUUCUAUCUCACAACUAAUCCCCAGUCUCCAUAUUGUCAAAAUAUAUAUUAAUCUGGCGACAAAUAAAGAACUAUUUGAUACGUACACUUGUAUUGAAGUUGAUCCAUUUUAGUUCUCCAAAGCAAUGGUUACGAUUAUUAUCAUUAACCAUUACUAUACAUGUAUUUACUAAGGUACAUUGGCAUUUCUGAUUAGAUAUC